UUAUCGUGGGGCAUUCCGAGUGUCGAUUGGGCCCGGCUUGGAUCCCACCAAGAUCAGUUCCUUGUUGACUACUAUGAUCGUAUCAUGUCGACGGCGCAUCUGCAGAUAUGAACGUACGCGUUGUAUUCUCGGUGAUUCUAUCGUUGUCGGCUUUACUGCCGUCGUCAUUCACUCAAUAUGACGGUCGCGAUUAUGAAGUUGUAUACAAUUCCCCUGAUCAAUACGUGGCAACCGCGAAUGGCCCACCUGGUCAUAAUAAGCGGGGCGGGGGUUCUUCCGGACCGCCGGGUCAUAAUAAAUGGAAAGGUGGUGGCAGAGGACCACCAGGUGGUCGCGGUCCUCCCGGAUUAGCGGGCGGCAGUCCUCCAGGAUUAAAUAAACAUCCUCCGGGCUGGAACGGAGUAAAUAACGAAAGACUGUCCGAAGAAGAGAAUACUUAUGGACCUCGUCCUGAUGAAAGAACUCGUCCUCGUGGUCCAGAUGAUCCAAACGGAAACGUGCAAAAUCAAUGCAGAGACAACGAAUUUCGUUGCAAGAGUAACGAGUGCCUACCGCAAAGCGUUAGAUGCAAUCAAAACAUUGAUUGUCGCGAUGCUAGCGACGAAGCGUUUUGUGUUACGAACAGAUUUAGUGAAAAUGGCUGCAUCUUGCCUGAACAACCGGAAAAUGGACAAUACCAAUUGGAUGGUUGCAAUGGUUGCACUAAACGUCCUGGCGAUGCAGUUCCCUUAAAAAGCAUCCUCACUUACAGUUGUAAAAGCAAUUAUUUACUGAGCGGAAACACCAUUUCCGUUUGCGUCGACAACGAAUGGUCCGAACCACCUUCGUGUUACAAAGUCUGUCCACCGUUAAACAGCACAAGCGUAGACAUUUCCUGCAGUUACAAGGAAGAAACAGUGUCCUGCAGCGAGCGUAUACGACCUGGUACACGGGCUACGCUCGCCUGUAAAUCAUCUUAUAAAUUACCUUUAACGAACGAUCCGGCUUACAGAGAGCUCACGUGUCUUGACGAUGGUUUAUGGGAUCGUCGCCUUUUUCGCUGUCUACCCGAAUGCGGAACAGCCACUGCACGCGGUAACACUUUAAUUGUAAACGGAUUCGAAGCUGAAAUAGGAAACUUUCCCUGGCACGUUGGGAUUUACGCUAAGAAUUCGGAUCAAGAAUACGAACAGAUAUGCGGUGGCACUCUCAUUAGUAGCAAUCUCGUCGUAACAGCGGCUCACUGUGUUUACGAUGAAGUCUACAAUAAAGUUAGUAGCCCCCACAAUUAUGCUGUUGGCGCCGGCAAAAAGUACCGUGAUUGGAACGCGAGAGAGAAAUACUCUCAGAAAUCAUUGGUAGAGAAUAUUCAAUUAGGCGGUAGAUACAUGGGGGCAAGAGGUAAUUUCGCCGAUGACAUAGCCUUAUUAAAACUAAGGACAGCCUUUGAGCUGACUACUUUAGUGAAGCCAGUUUGUAUGGAUUGGGACAACGAAUAUGAGAGGGAACAGCUGCAGUUAGGACAAAAUGGCAAGGUGGUCGGCUGGGGCAAAGAUAUUAGAGGUGAAUCCACCAGGACCUUACAGGAAAUUGACAUGCCGUUCGUGCCGUAUCAACAGUGUUUGUCCGCAGUGCCUCUAGAUUUCCGAGGAUAUCUCACGUCCGACAAAUUCUGUGCUGGCCAUUUGAACGGUUCGAGUGUUUGCGAAGGAGAUAGCGGUGGUGGCUUAUGCUUUCAAAAGAAUGGUAUUUGGUAUCUUCGUGGUGUCGUCAGCGUAAGUCCCUCGAAAAGAGGUACUUGCGAUUACAAUUCGUAUGUUGGAUUUACCUAUGUCAGUCGCUUCCGUGAUUGGAUUCGCGAAGCUUAUAUUAAUGAGUAACAAGAUUUUUUUUUGAGAACAGUGAGUUGUCGAAUGCAUGAAAUGCCGACAUUAUCGCAUUUAAUAAUAAUGUUAGAUAAGUUAGGUGUAAUAUACAAAAUAAUAAUAAGAAAAUAUUAUACUAAUAAAUAAUAAUAUUCUUUUUUAAAAUUUUAAUUUGAUUAAAAAAUUUUAAUAUUGGUUAAAAAAAAAUACGAAAAAAUUACAGUUUUAAGAACUUACAUGAUAAGAUUGGGCGUAAAGCCAGUCAGGAACGAUAUGUAGUUGUGAUUAUAACUAUACGUUAGAUUUACCUCCGUCAGUAAGUCCCGUAGUUGGAUUUGCCAGGCUUAUAUCAAUCGUUUCGUGAUUUGUAAGGAAUAUGUUGCCGGCAUAUGUUCUUAAUUGAUAUCAGAUAUACAUAUACGUAAUAAGAUAAUAAAAUAUUGCAGAAAAAUGAUAACUGUACAUUUUCAAAAAUUUGAUAUUUUAUGAAAAAAGUUAAACACAGUGUUUUCAUAAAAGAAAAUCCUUUUAUAAAUAAAAAAUACAUCAAAUACAUAAAGAUAUCUAUAUAUGUACAAUAAAAAAUUGAAAAAAUAAAAUAUAUGUUACGUGCCAUUA
Messenger RNA from Cataglyphis hispanica, 2462 nucleotides. RefSeq names its product modular serine protease-like. Lineage: Eukaryota; Metazoa; Arthropoda; Insecta; Hymenoptera; Formicidae. The record is from RefSeq and is a predicted model, not a curated record. Gene Ontology annotation, biological process: proteolysis. The coding region runs from base 108 to 1859 and encodes 583 amino acids. Gene Ontology annotation, molecular function: serine-type endopeptidase activity; protein binding. The transcript is spliced from 9 exons.